Molecule: messenger RNA, 1162 nt
Organism: Balaenoptera musculus (blue whale)
Lineage: Eukaryota; Metazoa; Chordata; Mammalia; Artiodactyla; Balaenopteridae
Gene: EGFL7
Product: EGF like domain multiple 7
Exons: 9
Coding region: 154-1068 (304 amino acids)
Biological process (GO): anatomical structure development
Cellular component (GO): cell surface; extracellular region
Molecular function (GO): signaling receptor binding; calcium ion binding
Source: RefSeq, a predicted model, not a curated record
CCGGCCCGGGGCGGCACCAGACCCCGGCACAGGGGAGGAAUGGGCGGCCCCCACCGCUCAGAAGAGCAGCUGCCACCAGUGUCCGGGGCAUGAGGGAGACUGCUUCUCCAGGCCAUCCUGAGGAGAAGGCCGUUCCAUCCGGAAACACAGGCCAUGUGGGGCUCCCAGGAGCUGCUUCUGCUUUGGUUCCUGGUGCUGGCGGCGGGCGGCACUGAGCAUGUCUACCGGCCUGGCCGCAGGGUGUGUGUCAUCGGGGCUCCCAGGGGCCCCGUGUCCGAGUCCUUUGUGCAGCGUGUGUACCAGCCCUUCCUCACCACCUGCGAUGGGUACCGAGCCUGCAGCACCUACCGGACCGUCUACAGGACUGCCUACCGCCGCAGCCCUGGGCCGGCCCCCGCCCGGCCUCGCUAUGCCUGCUGCCCCGGCUGGAAGAGGACCAGCGGGCUGCCCGGGUCCUGUGGAGCAGCAGUAUGCCAGCCACCGUGCCAGAACGGAGGGAGCUGUGUCCAGCCCGGCCGCUGCCACUGCCCUGCAGGAUGGCGGGGCGACACCUGCCAGACAGAUGUGGAUGAGUGCAGGGCUGGAGGGGGCGGCUGUCCCCAGCGCUGUGUCAAUACCGCGGGCAGUUACUGGUGUCAGUGCCGGGAGGGGCACAGCCCAUCUGUGGACGGGGCACUCUGCCUGCCCGAGAGAGGGGCCCCCAGGGUGGCCCCGAACCCCGCGACAGGGGCGGACGGUGAGGUGAAGGCGGAAGUGCAGAGGCUUCAGUCCAGGGUGGACGUGCUGGAGCAGGUUCUUGCAAGAAGGAGGUGUGACAGUCCGACCCAGGCCCCCGCUCUGGCUACCAAGAGCCCGAGGACACCGACCCCACCCCGCCCUGCCCUGGGCCCUGCCCCGCCACCUCUCCGACCAGGAAGGCCCCCCUGCCCCACGUGGGGAGGUGGGAGUGCGGGCCCUCCUGUGCGAAUCCAGCCCCAGCCCAGCCAGCACUCUGGCCUUGUGAGCAGAGCCCGGCCAGACCCCUGCGCCCCCCGGCCGGCUCUGCAGGCCUGGUGGGCCCACAGCUGAGGAAGGUACGAGGGCUUCCUGCCCAGGGCCUGGCGCCUGUGCUGCUCACCAGGCAGCCCUGAUCAUUGUCAGAAUAAAAUGAGACUUGAGCCGC